Molecule: messenger RNA, 2608 nt
Organism: Drosophila subobscura
Lineage: Eukaryota; Metazoa; Arthropoda; Insecta; Diptera; Drosophilidae
Gene: fl(2)d
Product: pre-mRNA-splicing regulator female-lethal(2)D
Exons: 4
Coding region: 373-2094 (573 amino acids)
Biological process (GO): regulation of alternative mRNA splicing, via spliceosome
Cellular component (GO): nucleus
Source: RefSeq, a predicted model, not a curated record
ACUGUUCGGCCGCCAUGUUGAUUCUACACAAAUUUCAGCUUGACUGCGUCGUUGCGUGAAAAAUUGUAAAAUAUCGCCAGCAAAGUGCAUAUAACCACAUAAAAAUAUAAUAAAAGUGAUAAUAAAUGAACAAUCCACCACGUAAUCAAUAAUUCAACGUUGCAAGUACGUGAAAAGUACGUGUUUUUGGCAUCUGCAAGUGGGCAACGAAAUUCUGUCGCUCUUUGCCUCCGCGUCGCCAUUGGUGUAUUGGUGUGUGCGCAUUGGCAGUGUGUGGGUGCAUAUCCGUGUGUAAUUUUUUCUGCCCAUAUGCAAAACAACGCUGGCAAAGGACCCCCAACACGAACAGCAAGAGCCGUUUGAAACCGAGUUAUGAGUGUCGCUGCAAUGACUAUGGACGAUCAGAGACCCCUGAUGAACAGUUACGACAAAAUGUCGACAGCCAAAUACGAGCAAAACAUAAACCUUAUUAGCAGUGGCGCCAGCAGUGGCAUCAGCGCGGGAGGUGUUGGUGGAGGGGGCGUGCCGCCCUCUGGCCCGGCCUCGCCGACACCCUCCGGGUCCGAGGAGUCGCACCACCAUCCGCAUCAUCCGCACCACUCGCACCACCACCAGCACCACACCCCCAACCAGGAGCAACAGCGCCAACAACUGCAGCAGCAAGAACAACAGCAUGCCGCUGUUGCCGAGGCUGUUGCAGCCGCCGAACAGCGCCAGCGUCUGCUCGAAGAUGAGAUCGAGACCCUCAAGGUGGAGCAGGUGCGCAUGGGGCAGAUCUGUGCCGAUGCCCAGCGUCGCGAGAAGAUCCUUAUGCGGCGGCUGGCCAACAAGGAGCAGGAGUUUCAGGACUAUGUGAGCCAAAUUGCCGAAUAUAAGGCACAGCAGGCACCGACGGCCCUUGCGUUGCGCACCGCUCUGCUGGAUCCAGCCGUUAAUCUGCUCUUUGAGCGACUCAAAAAGGAGCUUAAGGCCACCAAGACCAAGCUGGAGGAGACUCAGAACGAGUUGUCGGCCUGGAAGUUCACACCGGACUCCAACACAGGCAAGAGGCUGAUGGCCAAAUGCCGACUGCUCUACCAGGAGAACGAGGAGCUGGGCAAGAUGACAUCGAACGGAAGGCUGGCGAAGCUAGAGACUGAAUUGGCCAUGCAGAAAAGCUUCAGCGAGGAGGUGAAGAAAUCGCAAUCGGAGCUGGAUGACUUUCUGCAAGAGCUCGACGAGGAUGUGGAGGGCAUGCAGAGCACCAUAUUGUUUCUGCAGCAGGAACUUAAGACAACACGCGAUCGCAUCCAAACGCUGGAGAAGGACAACGCUCAGCUGAAGCAGGCCCACACAAAGGACGAGACUGUUGCGUUGCCACCGCCCACAACAAACGGCACCAACAACAUGUCGCCGCCACAGACGCCGAAUCCCGCAACGAUGGGAAAACUAGAGACGAUCGAUGAGAACGCCACCCUGGAAAGCAAAGUCACAAAUCCCGACUAUCUGAACGGGGAGACCAAAGGCGUUAAAAGCAACGAACAAAUAUUGCCUAUUUCCGUAGAGCAUAUUCUACCCGAUGAUGUGAGCAAUAGCAAUAGCAACGGCAACGGUAAUGGCAGUGGCAAUGCGGCGCGUUUGGCGCGCAAGAGGAACUACGAAGAGGAGACGACCAAAACCGUGGUAACACCGAACCCUGUGAGCUACAAUGUAGAGGAAUUGAUCACAGUGAGAGAAGUGAGUGCUCCGAGAACACUGCCGCCCAAGAAGUCCAAGCUGCGAGGCAUGCCGACGCGACGCAGCUCCCAGUUGGAGGAUGAGUUACAAGCAGCAGGAGGAGUAGGUACGGUAGCAGCGGUGGCAAUUACAGUGCCAACGCCGGUGAUCUUGGAAAAUAAUGCUGUUGCUGUAAUAGCCGCCACCGAGGAGGCGUCAGCAGCAUCAGUUGUGUCAGCGGUUGUACCGCCAACAUUAGCGAACGUUGUGGAAUCUGGAGCGGUAUGCCCUGAGCCUACUGAAGCGGGAGUUGUGGCGUCACCUGCUCGCAUAUUGACGCGACGUCGGUCCGUGCGCAUGCAGCAGAACGGAGGCGGUGCCGUGGACUACUCGACCUAAGCGACAGCAGGCCUUUUUGAAAAGGGUCACGCGCACUUUAUGAUUUUUUCGUCAUAUUAAUCGUUAAUUCCUGACGUUUCAUUUUCGUGAAUUGAGAUUUCCAAACAGAGAGAGACUUCUUAAGAGUAAUUAUGCUAUUACAUAUAAUUUACUGUAUUCGAUUAAUUUGUUUUUACACAUGUCUUGUAAAAUACGUUUAGCAUUGUGUUUGCAUUCACCAUAUAGGCAUAAUUGCACAGAAGUCCCUGAUAUAAAUACAUAUGAUCUACUGCUAUAUAAAAUAUGUAUUUAAACAUAAGAAAGUGAGAGUGUAUCGCACAUAUGAACGAGCUAAAGGAAAAAGCGAUAAACGAUUACAUAUUGAAUCAGCUGAAUGAAAUCUUGCACAUAACAAGACUCGUCAUCUAGCUAAAUUAGAUUUUAAUUACUAGCGUAAGUCUUUUUGUAAUGCAAUGAAAGUUCUGUAAAAUAAUAUAAAACUUGUGUUAAAAUAAAUUGUUAAGCAUAACGAAAA